AUGAUUAAUAAAAUUUAAGAGAGUUACUUUUAGACUUUUUUAGAAGAAGAGCCCUCAAUCUAAAAAGUCAAAUCUAUAUAGAUGUAGGUCAACAAAUAUACAAUUUAAAAGAAAACCAAUCAAUUUGAAUCAGAAAGUCUUGAUAGUAGCAAGAGUGUCUUCAAUUCAGAUUAUGAUCCCAAACCUAUUUUUGAAACACAACCUCGUUACUAUACUACCAAUUCAAUAUACAAGAAAAAUAAGAUGAUUGACAGAUUAUCCAAUGCUUAAAAUGUCAAUUAAAAAUUAGCUCAAAGAAAAAGGAUUCAGUCAUUUCAAUUAGAUGAAGAUGCUUACAGCUUUGAAGAAGAAGAAAGCCUUCCUGAUAAUUUGAUGGACGUCAAUCUCUACUUCAGAUAAGAUGCUAUUGUUUCAGUCCAAAAGAUUCUUUCAACCUAAAGAAAACUAUCAUGA
Paramecium octaurelia is the source of this 453-nucleotide messenger RNA. Lineage: Eukaryota; Ciliophora; Oligohymenophorea; Peniculida; Parameciidae. The record is from the annotation of a GenBank genome assembly.